Ruditapes philippinarum (Manila clam) is the source of this 1665-nucleotide messenger RNA. Its product is annotated as tetraspanin-18-like. Bases 212 to 1105 code for a protein of 297 amino acids. NCBI's taxonomy places the organism in Eukaryota, Metazoa, Mollusca, Bivalvia, Venerida, Veneridae. Gene Ontology annotation, cellular component: membrane. The record is from RefSeq and is a predicted model, not a curated record. The transcript has 9 exons.
AAGACUUCCUUCUACACUCGUUUGGCAAUAACUGUUGGAGGUUUAAAGCGAGCUUUGAUUUUGAUACUUUAAUAUUUAAUCAGCCAUUUAAUUAUCUGAUAAAAUUGUGAAAUUUUAAUUAAAUUUUUAUUGGAAAAGACAUUGACUGGCGUUAUUGUUUUAGAAUAUAUUGGAUAUAAAUUCUACACUUGUAACACGACCACUUCAGAAAAUGGGUUUUAUUCAUGGGAUUGGACGAUUUCUGUUGGUUAUAAUAAACCUUGUUCUAGUGAUGGUGUCUUUGUCACUAAUAACUGUCGGGUGCAUUGUGAAAUUUGGCGGCGAUACUCUCAACAAGUACACUGACCCAGUACUUAAAAAGAUUCAGGAAAGUGCGCAGGGGGCAUUUGAUGAAAAUGACUUCUCGGUGGACAACUUUGAUUUAGGAGAGAUAUUUGGUACCGUAGCCACAUUGCUCAUCGUGAUGGGCGUUGUUCUACUUGUCAUUUCCUUCCUCGGAUCAUGUGGGGCCUGCUGUAACAUCAAAUGCAUGCUUAUAUUAUAUGCUGUGAUUCUACUCGUGUUGGUCCUCGGUCAGAUUGUCUUUGUUGUCUUCCUGUUUGGCUACACGGCUGUGCUAAAGGAUGCCAUGAAAAAGCCCCUCAAGAACCUGUUGAAGAAUUACAAAGGAUUAAAUGGAACUAAUGUGGAAUCAUUAGCUUGGACUUUCGUUAUGCAAGAGUUCCAGUGUUGUGGACUAGAAAACUAUGAAGACUUUAAGCGAGGAGACAGUGAAUGGUUUGGUGAGGGCAAUGCCGAUUGGAAAACUCCCGUAUCCUGCUGCAAACAAUUACCAAAAGUUAAAAAUGACUUCGAUUGUGCACAAACCAACGGACAUGACGCGGAGCACAACAAUUUCAACAAAGGAUGUGUUGACGAGAUAUGGAGAGUUCUGAUCGAAGAGAACACAACUUACACUUAUUUAGGCGUCACAGCAAUACUUGGCUUCCAGCUGCUGAUGAUAGUGUUUGCGUUCCUCAUGUAUUGCAAAGAUGAUGAAAAGGUUCAGCCUUCGGAACGACGAUCCAAGGGAAAGAAGAAGAGAAACCGCCGUUCAGAAUGGUAGAAAAAGCGACCAAAAUAACAUUCUUGAAAGACAAUUAUCUAGAAUACAACACAACAUUGCAUGUCUUUAUGUUCUCAUUCUUCAACAUAAAUAUUUUAUCAAAGGUGACAUAUAUAUAGUAAAGGAUAGAAUUUCGUCAAAAUGUGCAGUUAAAAAGCUGAAAGACGGAUGACGUCAUCAUCAAAUGGUGUAAGAGCAGAGAAAUCUAGAUUGAAAGUGUAGAUUAUAUUUUAUUUUCACUGUUUAAUUUUCAGGAAAGAAAUAAACAUUAAAGUGCAUACCCUACAUGUAGAAAUGCAUUCAUGCUAACUAUAAGUUAAACAAUUAAAAAAAGAAGCAAUAAAGAUAUAACAUUGAUAAAUUUUGCUUGCAAAGAUCAAUACAUAGCUGUAAUAUAAACUUAUUUUUAACACUUACCAUUAUGCUUUGAUAGACUUUAAGUUGCUGGCCCAACGUCUUACAUCAGUUAAUAUAUUUUAAUAAAGUUUUGUAAUUGUUAUCGCUAUUUAACCAUUUAGAAAAAGUGAAAUUUGUGUUAAUAAAAGAGACAUUGAGCUCAA